UUGCCGAGUGCCGAUGCCGACAUUAGUACCUACUGGCUACUACCUAGUACCUAUCUUCAUAGUACUAAACACUAGUACAAGAGUGACUAAAUUUAUACUUUAUAGUUAUAACUUUAUAAUAAUUAUUAAGUUAAUUAUUGUAAGAAUAAAACUUAUUAAACACCAAGUAAUAAGCAAAGUUAGUAAAGUACUAUUAGUAUAAUGAUUUGUAUACUUGUAGUAGUCUAAAUAUUGUGGCUAUUUCAUGUUGUUGACAUAAAAUGUUCUUUAUUCAAUGGUAUUGGACCUAUUGCGUGUGUCUUGAACAUGUCAAUAUUUCUUUCCAUAAUUGAUUAAAAUGGAAACAAACCAUGGAAAACUUAAAUGUAUUGAUAAAAUUUCCAAAAUGAAGUGUUCAUCAUUAUAUUCAAAUAAGAAUGCAAAUACCCGCAAGACAACUUAUUGCAAACGGCCUGGAUUAGUUUACAAGAAUCUUAUAAAAAAUCAAAAUGCAAUACAAACUAGUCAAUACUUUGAAUCAACAUGUGGUGAUCAAUGGAUUCCACCUAGAUCUCCGUAUGCUCUUAUACAGGAAGACUUGUUUCACAAUCCAUGGCAACUGUUGAUUGCUACUAUAUUUUUAACAAAAGUGACCGCAAAACUCGCAAUUCCAAAAAUUCACGAAUUUUUACUGAAAUGGCCAACACCAGAAGAUGUGAUUAAUGCAAAUCCUCAAGAUUUACUUUGUUCGGUGGAAAAUUUAGGACUAGAAAAUACUCGUGUUAAAACUAUAAAACGAUUUACAGCGGAUUUCUUGUCAAAAAAUUGGAAAUACCCAAUAGAGUUGUAUGGAAUUGGCAAGUACGGUAAUGAUUCAUAUAGACUUUUUUGUGUGAAUGAAUGGAGAAUUGUACAACCAGAUGAUAUACUGUUAUCAAAAUAUAAAGACUGGCUAAUUUUGAAUGAGAAACAACUUGGACUUUAACAUUCUUAUUAUUUUAUGAUUUAAUUUUACUACUCUUAUAGUGUUUAUUGAAAUAUGAAUUUUUUGUUAAUGUAUUUA
This is a messenger RNA of Melanaphis sacchari, 1042 nucleotides long. Its product is annotated as methyl-CpG-binding domain protein 4-like. Gene Ontology annotation, cellular component: nucleus. The record is from RefSeq and is a predicted model, not a curated record. Gene Ontology annotation, biological process: DNA repair. Bases 338 to 964 code for a protein of 208 amino acids. Gene Ontology annotation, molecular function: catalytic activity; DNA binding. NCBI's taxonomy places the organism in Eukaryota, Metazoa, Arthropoda, Insecta, Hemiptera, Aphididae. The transcript has 5 exons.